CCGUUGAGUCUAUAAAUCCCCUUUCUGCUAUUGUAUGAGGCGCAUGAGUGACUUGCCCCCUUUGUCUGUGCCGAGAGAGUGGGCCGAGAGUGUCUCUGUGUGAGAGUGUGUGAGUGUGUGAGAGUGUGCGCACAGCCGGUUCAUUGGUAAUGUGAUGAUUGUCCUGGGGGACAUUUGAUGGAUUAGAGAGCUAAACAGCUCCAUUGCGAGGCACCACCUGAUGUCAGACUGCGUCCCAUAUAAAGAGAGAGGCUGAGAGUGCUGAGCUCAGCUAUUGCUGGCAGAGACCCCCUCCUCCCUCCCUCCGUCCCUCUCUCUCUGUCUCUCCCACUGCAGAAAGUCAGAGCUGUCCAGUGCUGAAUGUGUUUCCCCAUCCCCGGGCUGACAAAGAGGCACCCCAAGAAGCCCCACCAAGGACCCCCACCAAGGACCCCCACCAUGCCCCGCUCCUUCCUGGUCAAGAAGAUUAAACUGGACGACUUCUCUUCCGCUGGGAUUGCUGCUCCCCAUUACCCUCACUUUGAUGAUCCUUGUGUUCUGGGACAGACGCUCUCCGGCGCUGUAGGAAACUUGGGGGUCCCCGAGGCUGAGGAGGGGUUCAUCCCACACUGUAUCACAUCAUCUAAAUAUCAAGUUGGGAAGAAAUCGGAGGGGAAGUUUGACUCGUCGGACCCCGACUACACGCAGGAGCAGGAUGAUUACAGCGACCCCGACAGCCCCCAGUCCAGCCUCUCGGCGGGGUACUUUAGUGGGGAGACUGCAGUCACAGACAGUUACUCCAUCGACGCCUUCUUCAUCUCGGAUGGGAGGUCCCGGCGGCGCAGCGAGAGCCGUGGGGGCCAGCGACACAUUUGCAGCGAAUGCGGCAAAACCUACGCCACCUCCUCCAACCUCAGCCGGCACAAACAGACCCACCGCAGCCUGGACAGCAAAAUGGCCAAAAAAUGCCCGACUUGUGGCAAAACCUACGUGUCCAUGCCGGCCUUGGCCAUGCACAUUCUGACGCACAAUCUGAAACACAAGUGCAACGUGUGCAGCAAAGCCUUCAGCCGGCCGUGGCUCCUGCAGGGCCACAUGCGCUCCCACACCGGCGAGAAGCCCUUUGGCUGCGCCCAUUGCGGAAAAGCCUUCGCCGACCGCUCCAACCUCAGAGCUCACAUGCAGACCCACUCGGCCUUCAAACACUACAAGUGCAAGCGCUGCGACAAGACCUUCGCCCUCAAAUCCUACCUGAACAAACACUACGAGUCGGCCUGCUUCAAGGGCUCCGACCACGAGUGCGGCAUUGACAGCUAAGGGCCACCGUGCCGGGACUGAUGGGCAACAACUACAAGAACAUGGCACAAUAUCUCACCCUACUGGUGGCACCGCAGAGCCCAAACCAGGGGACCUGGGACAGACGGCAAUGCCACUUUCACUGCUGCACUUGGCAAUAACUGACACCACAGCAGUUCCAGGCCCAACACUAUUCCAUGAGGCCCGAGACUUCUCAUGUUGGACUUUUCCAUGAGGCUUGAGACCUCUCAUGUUGGACUUUUCCAUGAGGCCUGAGACUUCUCAUGUUGGACUUUUCCAUGAGGCCUGAGACUUCUCAUGUUGGACUUUUCCAUCAGACCCGAGACUUCUCAUGUUGGACUUUUCCAUGAGGCCCGAGACGUCUCAUGUUGGACUUUUCCAUCAGACCCGAGACUUCUCAUGUUGGACUUUUCCAUCAGACCCGACUCAUGUUGGACUUUUCCAUGAGGCCCGAGACUUCUCAUGUUGGACUUUUCCUUCAGACCCGACACUUCUCAUGUUGGACUUUUCCUUCAGACCCGAGACUUCUCAUGAUGGACUUUUCCUUCAGACCCGAGACUUCUCAUGUUGGACUUUUCCAUCAGAACCGAGACUUCUCAUGUUGGACUUUUCCUUCAGACCCGAGACUUCUCUUGUUGGACUUUUCCAUCAGACCCGAGACUUCUCAUGAUGGUCUUUUCCUUCAGACCCGAAACUUCUCAUGUUGGACUUUUCCAUCAGACCCGAGACUUACUCAUGUUGGACUUUUCCAUCAGACCCGAGACUUCUCAUGUUGGACUUUUCCAUCAGACCCGAGACUUCUCAUGUUGGACUUUUCCUUCAGACCCGAGACUUCUCAUGUUGGAAUAUUCCAUCAGACCCGAACUUCUCAUGUUGGACUUUUCCAUCAGACCCGAAACUUCUCAUGUUGGACUUUUCCAUCAGACCCGAGACUUCUCAUGUUGGACUUUUCCAUAGGCCAGAGAAACGGGGGGCACCGAUAUAUGUCUGCAACUGUGCAAUAUGGCCGCUUCUCUUUUUUUGUAUGAAGACUUCUCCUGCCAAGCUCUUAUCCGUGUGCCCCAUUGGCCCGCACAGUGGGGGGCUCUAACGUGUAGGGAUGCGCCGGAUCCAUUGCUCUCGGAUUCACACCAAACCCAACACUCCAAAAAUCUAUUGUCUUAGUGCAGAACCAGAUCCACGUUGGAUUAACAGAAUUCUGCUACCCCACAUGGCAAGAAAGAGGAUCAUCUGAAAACUCAGUGUUGAGAGGCCAUGGGGUAUUGAGGGUUUCCGAUUUUGUCCGGCCAAACAAUGAGGCUUUGGCCAAAUAUGAACCUGGCAAAACAUUGUUGGGAUUGGGCCAAAUCCUCAGCUGAGUGUUUGGUCUGUUGCAUCCUUCAAAAUGUGAAUGAGUUACCGACUCUCAGAGGGGCCACACUCUCAUGCUCCUCCUCCCUAUAGUAUUUAUUUGUAGCAUUAGGGAGGGGCCUCGCUCUCAUGCUCCUCCUCCCUAUAGUAUUUAUUUGUAGCAUUAGGGAGGGGCCUCACUCUCAUGCUCCUCCUCUGCUCUAUAGUAUUUAUUUGUUGCAUCUGGGAGGGGCCUCGCUCUCAUGCUCCUCCUCCGCUCUAUAGUAUUUAUUUGUUGCAUCUGGGAGGGGCCUCGCUCUCAUGCUCCUCCUCCGCUCUAUUGUAUUUAUUUGUUGCAUCUGGGAGGGGCCUCCCUCUCAUGCUCCUCCUCCGCUCUAUAGUAUUUAUUUGUUGCAUCUGGGAGGGGCCACACUCUCAUGCUCCUCCUCUGCUCUAUAGUAUUUAUUUGUUGCAUCUGGGAGGGGCCUCGCUCUCAUGCUCCUCCUCCGCUCUAUAGUAUUUAUUUGUAGCAUCUGGGAGGGGCCUCGCUCUCAUGCUCCUCCUCCGCUCUAUAGUAUUUAUUUGUAGCAUCUGGGAGGGGCCUCGCUCUCAUGCUCCUCCUCCGCUCUAUAGUAUUUAUUUGUAGCAUCUGGGAGGGGCCUCCCUCUCAUGCUCCUCCUCCGCCCUAUAGUAUUUAUUUGUAGCAUCUGGGAGGGGCCUCACUCUCAUGCUCCUCCUCUGCUCUAUAGUAUUUAUUUGUUGCAUCUGGGAGGGGCCUCACUCUCAUGCUCCUCCUCCACCCUAUAGUAUUUAUUUGUAGCAUCCGAGAGGGGCCUCACUCUCAUGCUCCUCCUCCACCCUAUAGUAUUUAUUUGUAGCAUCUGGGAGGGGCCUCACUCUCAUGCUCCUCCUCCACCCUAUAGUAUUUAUUUGUUGCAUCUGGGAGGGGCCUCACUCUCAUGCUCCUCCUCCACCCUAUAGUAUUUAUUUGUAGCAUCCGAGAGGGGCCUCACUCUCGUGUUCCUCCUCCACCCUAUAGUAUUUAUUUGUAGCAUCUGGGAGGGGCCUCAUUCUCAUGCUCCUCCUCCGCCCUAUAGUAUUUAUUUAUUGCAUCUGGGAGGGGCCUCACUCUCAUGCUCCUCCCUCUAUAGUAUUUAUUGGUAGCAUUAGGGAGGGGCCUCUAUGUUUUUUCUCUGCCCUAUAGUAUUUAUUUGUAGCAUCAGGGAGGGGCCACACUCUCAAGCUCCUCCUCCGCCCUAUAGUAUUUAUUUAUAGCAUCAGGGAGGGGCCACACUAUCAUGCUCCUCCUCCCCAUAGUAUUUAUUUAUAGCAUCAGGGAGGGGCCUCACUCUCAUGUUUUUUCUCUGCCCUAUAGUAUUUAUUUACAUGAUGCUCCACCCCUACACAGUAUUAAUGAGUAAAAAUAGGGGGCGGGGCUAAGACUGGGGUACCACUCCUCAUCCUUACAGUAUUUAUAAGAUGCAGAGCUUUAUUUUUUCAUUAUUUUGCUGGAAGAUACUUUCUGUUGUGCCAGGGGGUGUUAUGUUGGGGGUGAGAUGUAGAAGUAGCACAAGUUCCUGACGCCCCCGGGCACUUUGUGAUGGGGAGACCCACAGGGCGGACAUUAGGGGGGUCACUAUUAUAUGAAGCACACUCUCGUACUAUGGCAGAAGGUGGAACUAAAUGGCGACGGGCGCAGUCACUGCCGGGGGGUGGAACGAGCGCCCCCCCCCUGACUGGGGUGAAAUUACUGCACGGAGGGCUAAAGUGCACCCCAAUUCUGGCAUUUCUCUCUCAUUCAUAACCUGCUCUUCUCAGAACCAGAAUCCUGGCCCAUUGGGGGAAAAUGACUAUUUUCAGAGCAUUACCCCCCCCCCCGAUCAUUUCAUCGUACAAUUGCCUUUCUCUGGGACCCCCCCAGGACACUGACGGCAAUGGAACCUUUGCAGCUGCCUAUUUAUAUUGAAUGCAUUUAUAUUAUUUAUUUAUUUAUUUGCUACGGAUUUGUUGGGUUUUUUAUGAAUAAGGGGCGGGGCAUAUAUAUAUAUAUAUUGGGUGCCACUCUGGGUGAUGUUUACAGGUCGGAGUUGGCAGAAACCAACUAAAUGCAUUGAAAGGUCUUCCUUCAGGGUCUCCCCGAGCCGAAUGCUUUGUGCAUGGGGGGGCGCUCAGUCCCACGGUGCCCGCGGGGGGCACACAACUAUGCAAUUACUCCUUUACCUCCAGCCAAGAGGAACCAGACUUGUGGGAACUACCCAUAAGCCCCCACUGCUGACUGGGUUCUUCAGGAAUAUGGUCACUACUGUAAGUCCAAUAACCAGACCUAGAAGUUAGGUCCCCAGGUCCAGAAACAGAAGCCAAAGGCAAAACGUGCAGGGGGGACCCAAGAAAAGACUUUUUGCCCCCCCACAUUCAGAACCAAGGAGACAUGACUGGGGCAUUAGCCAAGGCACUAUCAUUAUUACAGCUUGGGCUUGUGGACCAAGGACUUGGUACAUGCUGGACAGGUACAUGGUCUCUUGGGAAAUUAGUUGAGUGACCCCUCUGGUGCCCCCGCCUACAAGCAAGGUCCCUGGCCACUCAAAUAUUGUACCCUAUAAUCUAGAACCCAAGGAAAUUCCAUCCCUGGGCACAGAACCAUAGCCCUUGCAUUUGCCCCAACCUAAAAUGAAGGUCCCUGGGGACACUACAUGGGGUGCCCCGCUAUCAAAUUUGGAUCUCAGGGGUUUAGUGACCCUACUGCCCCAGUGUUACCCCAACCCCAUCACCAGCAAACAUCUACCCCACACCCUCAAUAGCUCUACACCCCCAAAUGCCAUGUUCCGUGCCCCCACCAAUGUGAUCCAACAAUGAUGACGGGGGCAUUUAUGUGCUUUUCCCAACAUGGAUGCUGGGGCUUGGGGGGCACACUCAGGUCAAGCCCUAGGGGCAGAUUAGAAUGACCUGUACCAAUACUGCUGCUCCCCAAUAGAUAUCCGUACUGGUCUGGUACUGGUAUUUGUACCGCAGAGGAAUUCAGCUGGUUCUGGGUUCCGAGGGGGCGUGGCACAGAAACAUGUGACCUUAUCAAUCAUUUUAACGAUGUCUCAGCUAAAUGAGUUUAUCCUGUGGCUCCCCAGCUCAAUGCUGAAUGUCGGGGGCCCCUGACUGGAUUGGGGGGGGCUCUUUUGUGCAUGUUCUAGAAGCACAGCGUAGGAUUUUCUAGAGAAACAGAUAUAGAUUUUGUACUUGAGUUAUAUGCAAGUGGCAGGACAGAUGCACUUACCUACACACUGAUUGGCCCAGCGGCGAGUACUCACCUACCCAGAGUCACAUGUGUCACAGCCAAUAACGCAGUGCCUUGUGGGUACCCCGCACCCCCUAAUACAGCUGCACUUGUGUCCCGCUUCUAUAAAGCUAUAGGGGUAACUGCUGUAAAGGCCAAGCUGCCUAAUGAUAAUUAGUUACUUAGUUUCAUAGUAGUUUUAUAUAAACAACCCCCUCCCUAUGUUGGACUCCCCCACUUGUGUCUCUCACUCAGGAGCCUGUAGGGGGUGACAGAGGGAACACAGAGGCACAAUGGGCUGCAUUGCCACUGGGGGGCGACCAAUGUUACUGACCAACAUAUAUAGGGGAAUCCACUAGCCCUAAUUAUAACCACUGCUUGCCUUCUAUGUAUCCCAUUAAUAACAUACACAAGAUCUACCUACCUCUGUCUGCAUUGUAUUUGUCUACAAACGUGUGCAUGGGAGUUGCCAUACUGAAGCAGAACAAUAAAGCACUCACCCUGGGAAGUCUAGGGGUGCCCUUGCCUUGGGGGAUAAGGAGAAUCUCCUUGCAGGGGUGAGUACUGGCUGAAUAAAGUAUCUGGGGUUAGUACUGCGGCACUGGGGUCCUGAGUUUGAUUCCAACCCGGUCACUGUCUGCAAGGAGUUUGCCUGUCCCCCCGGGUCUGUGUACAUACAGGCAAGAUGAUUGGCUCCUGAUAAAAUUGCCCCUACUGUGUGAAUGUGAUAGGGACCUUAGAUUGUAAGCUCACUGGGGCAGGGGC
Molecule: messenger RNA, 6655 nt
Organism: Xenopus tropicalis (tropical clawed frog)
Lineage: Eukaryota; Metazoa; Chordata; Amphibia; Anura; Pipidae
Gene: scrt2
Product: scratch family transcriptional repressor 2
Exons: 2
Coding region: 361-1296 (311 amino acids)
Biological process (GO): regulation of DNA-templated transcription; positive regulation of transcription by RNA polymerase II
Cellular component (GO): nucleus
Source: RefSeq, a predicted model, not a curated record